This is a messenger RNA of Solenopsis invicta (red fire ant), 3709 nucleotides long. It is a transcript of the gene mal, whose product is annotated as molybdenum cofactor sulfurase 3. Gene Ontology annotation, molecular function: molybdenum ion binding; molybdenum cofactor sulfurtransferase activity; pyridoxal phosphate binding. Gene Ontology annotation, biological process: Mo-molybdopterin cofactor biosynthetic process. The coding region runs from base 980 to 3481 and encodes 833 amino acids. Lineage: Eukaryota; Metazoa; Arthropoda; Insecta; Hymenoptera; Formicidae. The record is from RefSeq and is a predicted model, not a curated record. The transcript is spliced from 7 exons.
CAUAUCAGCAUUAGUCUACUAGUGUACGGCGUAGCGUGUACAUUUCAAAAAGCGAUUGUGGACAAUCGGCAGUUAGUGACUGACAUGUUGCGGAAAAAGUUAUCAAAAAGAUUUCUUUUAUUUUUAUCGAAUUAAUGUGAUUUUGCGACGCAGUUUUGUUAAUAUCUGUAAAUAUCGUGUAACAUCUGCGUACGACUUUUAUUCCAAAAAAUUUUUAAAGAGAAUUAUUGAAAAGAUAUUUAUCAACAUUUAAAUUUAUAAAAUACAAUCUGUUUGUCUAUUUAAAAAUAUAAAAUAUGAUAUCGCGUGUAUCAAGUAUUAUCAAUUACUGAGCGAUUAAUCGAACUUUUGAUUACACAAUUAUUAUGCACACGUGUCAGCGCCUGAAAGUGAUGUGCAUCGAUAAGUUCUAUCUAGAUACAUAGUGUCAAGGCACUCGUAAACCUUCGUAUAUGUAUACUUAGGCGUAUUUAUAUUUAGUAAAUAAUUUUACAAUACGUGUUGACGUGCAGCUAAAUACAGCUGUGACGUCAGUUCUCAUGUCCCAAUUCUAUGAUAAAUCUUUAUCGUGAGAUUUAUUUAUCUUCAAAUGUAUAUUUCUCGCGCGGCGAUAGAGAUGCAAGAAAAAAAUAUCAGAGAUUUUUUUAUUAUAUAUCUAUGACAGAUAUUGCAUUGAAGAGACGAGUCACGCUGUAGACCUCCUGUUUAAGAAUGACAUCCGCCUCGUCCGCGCGGAGUCUUUAAUCCAUCCGUAAUCCACGUUAAUUAAGUUGUUAUGACACAAGCGAUAAUCGCUGUGUUGUCCGUAGUUCCUUUCCUCCGAUCUCUUUCACAUCAUCGUCGAUUCUUACGCGCGGUCGCUGCAGUCGAAAUGUAAGAGCGGUUGAGCAAUCGCUCGCAUAUCUCUGAUCCUUCGAUAGUGGAACUAUUUGGAGCUACCAGUGCGCGCCGGAGUCCUAAGAUCCGGGAAUCGCUCGGCAUGGUGGAGACCAUGAUGGAGACCACGGUGGAGUUCACUCCGGUUUACGACGACGCCACCGAGCGUUUUCUCGCGAGCGAAUUUGCAAGGCUCGAAGGCGAAUGCUACGUGGACCAUGCGGGCGCAACUCUGUAUUCGGACACGCAGAUCAGGAAUGUUAGUGCCGAUUUGCAUGGUUCUCUUUACGCGAAUCCGCAUUCUAUUGGUAUUUCGUCGACACAGGAUAUUAUCGAGCGUACGAGAUACCGAAUUCUGAGCUACUUCAACACGAAUCCCGACGAGUACAGUGUUAUCUUUACUUCCGGCGCCACGGCAAGUCUAAAGAUAAUUGCGGAAGGAUUUCGCUUUAGGACGGAUGGAAACGAUGAGAAGACAAUUGCGUGCCCACGUUCGGGAAGUUUCGUUUAUAUGCAGGACAAUCAUACAUCAGUCCUUGGGAUGCGAGAUGUAGUCGUUGCCAGAGGCGCCGAGGUUGUCUGCCUAGGCCACGAUCAGGCAUUUCAGAUUUUCAGUCAACGUUCAACCUCGCCUGACGAGUCUAACGAGAGACAGGGCGAUAAUUCUCUCUUCGUGUACUCCGCGCAAUGCAACUUUUCCGGAUUGAAGUAUCCUCUUAAGUGGAUCAGUGAUACGCAUGCUGGAGCACUUUCCGUUUUCAGUAACAGACCAUUAACCAGGUGGUACGUUCUGCUUGACGCUGCUAGCUUUGUGGCAACAAAUAAGUUGGAUUUAUCUAUCUUCAAACCAGACUUCGUGUGUCUGUCUUUCUAUAAAAUGUUCGGCUAUCCCACCGGUAUCGGCGCUCUGCUCGUUAAAAACGCCAGCUCCGAUAUCUUAGAGAAAGUUUAUUACGGUGGUGGUACCGUAGACGUCGCUCUCAGUUCUGAAAGAUUCAAUAGAAAACGUCAAGUGCUGCAUCAAAGAUUCGAGGAUGGAACCGUGCCGUUUCUGUCUAUCAUAUCGUUGCAAUAUGGUUUCGAAAUACUUUUGAAGCUGACUAUGGACAAAAUAUCGAAACACGUUUUUUCUCUCGCUAAAACUUUACAUCAUUCCCUACUGAUGCUACAUCAUUGCAAUGGUAAACCAGUCGUGAAACUCUACUCCGAUUCCGAUUACGAAGAUCGCGGCUCGCAAGGUGGCAUCGUCACAUUUAAUCUCAUUCGAUCCAACGGCGAAUACGUAGGAUACAUGGAAGUCGUGAAUAUGGCAGCGUUAUUCAAGAUACAUCUUAGAACAGGCUGCUUUUGCAAUCCCGGUGCGUGUCAGAGACAUUUAUCCCUUUCGGCCAAAGAGAUUCUUCAAAACUACGAGGCAGGAUAUACGUGCGGUGGUGCCGCGGAUUUAAUAAAUGGAAGACCGACCGGAGCAGUGAGAGUCUCAUUCGGAUAUAUGUCCACAAUUAAAGACGUUCGGACGGUCUUACUUAUGAUUAACAAAUGUUUCGUCGACGAGCCGUGCAUCAGAAAAUUUCCGCAGUGGUGGGAAGACCACAGGAUGGGAAUUCGUAAUAAUUACACAUACAGACAUUUUUACAAUACCAACAUUUUAGAUUAUUCCAUACCACGUGUUACAAAUAACAAAAAAAAUAUUAUAAACAAUAAUUUGCGGAACGAUUUCCAUUAUAAAAGUGAAAAAAGUUUUGAUCGCAUUAUAAACCCUAUAAAUUCUAAUAAAAUUAACAAAUGUACCCUGCAACGGUUAUUUAUAUAUCCUAUCAAAUCGUGUGGGGCAUAUGAAAUUACAGAUUCGUGGAAUUUAAAUUCAAAAGGUCUAGAAUAUGACAGAGAAUGGAUGAUAAUGACAUCCUCUGGAACUUGCUUAACGCAGAAGCAUCACACGAAUCUAUGUUUGCUUAAGCCUGUUAUUCUUAAAAAGCAAAAGAUUAUGAAACUAACAUAUCCAGGAAUGCCAACAAUUGAGGUACCUUUAGACAAUGUAUAUGAAAAGUCCAUAAAACAUCCUAUAUGUCAAAGCAGAGUAUGCGAAAGUAGAGUACAAGGUAUCGAUUACGGAUCGGAAGUUUCCGAGUGGUUGAGUUUAGCAUUGGGCAAACCGAAUGUUAGAUUAAUUCGACAAAGUCAAAAAAGACAAAAAAAAGGAUUAGAUAAGGCAGAAUUAUCAUUUUCUAGUCAGGCACAGUAUUUAGCAGUAAACGAAGCGAGCGUGUCAUGGCUUAGCGACAAAGUGUCCGAUGACUUAGAUUUCGAAAAAGAUACAGCCGUGUAUCGAUUCAGAGGAAACAUUAUCAUGAAAGGUUGUGAAGCCUUUGACGAAAUGCAAUGGGAGCAUGUUCGCAUUGGAAAUAAUAAUUUUGAAGUAAACGGUCCUUGCACGAGAUGUCAAAUGAUAUGCAUUGAUCAAAUAACUGGCAAAAAGACUAUCGAGCCAUUAAGAACGUUAGCGGAAGAAUUCCAUGGAAAAUUGAAAUUUGGAAUCUAUUUAACUAGAUUGGAAAAAACGCAAGACACACUUAAGAUUGGUGAUUGUAUCUACUAUUCCUAAAGAAAUGAUUUCUAAAUAAAUUAUUACCUAAACUUCAUGCAUAAAAUUUAAACAAAAAAUUUUAUAUGCUUUAUUAAGUACUAUAUAUAUGUAUAUACUAUGUCAUUAAUGCAUAUAUAUUAUAUAUAUUAUAGCAAAUAAUUUUUUAUUUCUGUAAUAAAUAUCAAUAAAAUGAACUUUUUGUUUUAUACCUGAUCUGUAAUAAAACGAGAUUAUAAUAGUAUACAA